Molecule: messenger RNA, 632 nt
Organism: Myotis brandtii (Brandt's bat)
Lineage: Eukaryota; Metazoa; Chordata; Mammalia; Chiroptera; Vespertilionidae
Product: glycosyl-phosphatidylinositol-anchored molecule-like protein
Exons: 4
Coding region: 18-542 (174 amino acids)
Source: RefSeq, a predicted model, not a curated record
CUUGUUUCCCUGGAUGGAUGCUGGUCUGGUGGUCUGACUUCCGAGGGGCUGGGAACGAAGGUCAGUCAGUCCUGCCCGCGAUGCUGCUGCUCUGUGCCUUGCUCCUGUCCGGGCUGCAGCUGGGGAUGAGCAAAUUCACCUACAACCUGAAAUGCUACGAGUGUUCGACCAUCAACACCUUCCAGUGUUCGAACGUUAAGACCUGCGAGUACGAGAUCAGGCGCUGUAUGACCGUCUCCAUCCGCCUGAACUCCCGGGAAGUGCUCGUGUACAAGAACUGCACGAACAACUGCACGUUCGUCUAUGCGUCCGAGAUGCCGCCCCCAGCACCCAAGGUCCUGAGGACCAACAGCUUCUACUGGGUGAGGUGCUGCGGCGUCAUGAGCUGCAACGUGGGGGGGCCCACCAACAUGGAGCGCGACAUCCUUCCCGACCAGACCAUCGAGGAGGAGCUAGAAGGGGCCGUGCGCCUGGGGGGCUGGGGGCUCUGGGGGGCCCUCCUGAGCUGCGCCUCCAUCCUCGUGAGCAGCGCCCUGACGUGAGAAGACCUUGCCUCGGUGACCGGGUCCCCCCCUACCCCCCACCCCCAUUCCUCAGAGCAAGUUCACUCCCCUUUGCUGUCUUGUGAGCCA